AUGGGUGCCCUGCACCCUGAUACAGCGUGUGCCCUGCUUCCUGUGCACCCCAGUACCUUGUCCACGUGGGUUUUUCUGCCCCCAAAAAAGUGCCACCUCCCCCCCGUCUUGCAGCAGCACGCUGCCGCCAUGGCCUGGCUCUGCCUGGGCUAGCCGGUGCUGGCGCUGGCCCACGGGCUGGUCUGCUUCGUCGCCUGGCUCCUCAUCUUCCUCAUCCCCGUGGCCAAGAUGAGCGCCCGCACGGCCCGCCGGGUGCUGCUGCCGCCCCCGGAGCGGGUGUGCAUCUGGUGCCUGUGCAUGACGGAGGUGCCGCUGGAUGCGGAGGUGAUCCUGAGCUGCUACCGCACCAUGAACGCCUACUACUACAAGUACACUGUGGAUGGCAUCAUCAUCUUCGCCGUCAACCUGCUGCCACUGGUGGUGGCGACGCUGGUGCUGGGCUACGUGGACAGGCGCAACCGGCUGACGACCUCGCCCCUGAAGUUCGCCCUGGCCCUGCUCUCCAUCAUGCCCCUCUCCUACUACAUCGGCAUGGCCAUCGCCAGCAUCUUGGUGCAGAGCAGCUUCGCAGCGGGGGCGGUGGUGAACGCCACCUUCGGCUCCAUCACGGAGCUCACCUUCUACAUCACGGUGCUCAUCAAGGGCGCCCGCGAGGGCAACAAGUGCUACGAGAUCAUCGUCAAGGCGGCGCUCGCCGGCACCCUGGUGGGCUGCGUCCUCCUCGUCCCAGGCUUGUGCAUGGUGAUAGGAGGCAUCCGGCACCAGGAGCAGAGGUUCAACAGCCGCUUGGCGGGCGUCAGCUCGGCCCUGCUCAUCCUCUCCGUGGGAGGCGUCUUCGCCCUGACGCUCUUCUCCAAGGUGUACGGGAAGCUGGUGUGCGGUGAGUGCCACGACGUCACCCAGAACCCGCUGGGCCACUACCUCUGCCAGAGCUGCCACUUUGACCUGCACUUGGUGUCUGUGACCCCUCUGCUCCUCCCCAGCAUCGAGAUCGGGAACUGUAUUGCUGUCCAGGUGUGCGUGCUGCAGAUACCCAUCCUGGUGCUCUUCACCAUCUUCUACCCCACCAGCUUCACAUUGGUCUUCAGUGACCUGCACGUCUAUGCCAGCAUGUUCAGUGUGGUUCUCAUGAACUACAUCUUCAUGGAUGGCAAGUGUGACUACUUCCAAGGCACUGUGCUGGUGAUGGUCUACCUCAUCCUCUUGGCUGUGUAUUUCUUUGCACCUUCACACAGUAGCUGCUGAGGCCUGGACUCUGCUUUCUCCAGCCCUCCUGCUGGGUCGGCGCCUCGCAGGGCGCAUCUCGUGUCUCAAGGACUUGGCUGGGCUGGCUCCAGUCUGGAAGCAUUGCUUGCGAUGAGUCUGCCGCUGUCGUCUCCCCCAGCUCUCGCGGUGGGGUGCAACGAGAACGUCCAUGCUGGGAAAGGUGGUGGCAGCAGGAGCACUCCUGAACCAAGAAGGAGCCUUAAUGCCAGAGCACUUCACAGAGGUAUUUCCAGCACAUGUGUGCAGAUAGAAGGAAAAUGGUCCUUAGUGGAGGGUGUUGAAGGAGGCUUCCUUGUGGACUCGAGGACAGACCCUUCCCUGGAGAAGUGUUGCACUGGGAGAAGGUGCCGGAGAAGAGUCUCUUGGCCUUCCAAGCUGGGGGUGAUCCCUGCUUCCCCAGGGCCUGAACCCAGGCCUGGAGAGGACUCUGUCCCACAGGAUCACACGAGGCUUUUGGAUGGUACUUGAAAC
This is a messenger RNA of Dromaius novaehollandiae (emu), 1737 nucleotides long. RefSeq lists its product as uncharacterized. The transcript is spliced from 9 exons. Gene Ontology annotation, molecular function: calcium:proton antiporter activity. The record is from RefSeq and is a predicted model, not a curated record. Gene Ontology annotation, biological process: calcium ion transmembrane transport; intracellular calcium ion homeostasis. NCBI's taxonomy places the organism in Eukaryota, Metazoa, Chordata, Aves, Casuariiformes, Dromaiidae. Gene Ontology annotation, cellular component: membrane; endomembrane system.